This is a messenger RNA of Didymodactylos carnosus, 444 nucleotides long. NCBI's taxonomy places the organism in Eukaryota, Metazoa, Rotifera, Eurotatoria, Philodinida, Philodinidae. The record is from the annotation of a GenBank genome assembly.
AUGAUAAUGUGUGUCUUUCACUUGAAACAUUGGUGUGGUGAUCUAAUUCAACACUAUAAUCAAACUGUUGUACAAAUGUCUUAUGAUAACGGUGAUCAUAAUGAAUCAUCUUCAAUUCAUACUGCACAAUUAACGGAAAUAUACGACAUUCCAAUGAAUCAGAUACAUCGUCCUCUUCAAUCAACAUUAGAUGAAAACAAAGUUUAUUCACUAAUGAAGACUAUAAAAACAAUCAAAAAUUCAGAUCAAAUUCCUCCUAUCGAUGUAUUAUGGUAUAAAAAUCCAGAAUCUGGAAAUAAUUAUUAUUUUUCAUUUGGAGGAUGCCAUCGUUGGGAAGCAUACAAACGAUUAAAUUCUGAAACAAUUCGUGCGAAACUUGUUCGAACAACAUUAAAUGAUUUAAAAAUUUAUUUCGGUGCAUCGAUGCCAUUAAAUUUAAAAUAA